AUAUAUACAUAUAUAUUUUUAGGUGCAUACUCACCGAAAACUCUGUCAACAAGUGCAUUUAAUUAACCGCUCUAAAAUGGGCAAUUCGAGUUCCAUUUGCGCCGAUCGCAAUGCCGUUAGGAAUUUCGAUGAAAAUGGCACGCCGGUGUAUCCAACGGCAAAUAACUCAUACAACCCUUCCAAUGGCCAAGUAUCCCCAUAUCAUCACCAUCAUCAGAAGCAGCAGCUGCACGAACAACAACAACAGCAACAUCAUCAUGAGUACUACAAAACCACAAUACCAAUUGGUCAUACCGUUGGCAACGCCACCAGCUGUCAGUGUGAAACAGCUGAUUUGAGCUCGAAUAGCGUCCAUACCAACAACAACAACAACCACCAUGCAAAACCCACACCUACACACAUGCUCACCCAUACACACACAAGCACGCACUGUAGCUGUACGCCGACGCCGGCGCAAAAAUGGCGCAGUAGUCGUUUGUGUAAAAAUCAUACGAGCGCAACAACAACAACAACGACGACGACUACUACGACACUCGAAUACGAGCUUUCCAAUUUUGCAAAACUAACAACACAAAUCAGUACGCAACGCGACGUCGACGAGGCGACAGCAAGCGAGGCGAGCGAACGAGAAUCAGAAAUAAUUGGUUCCACGGUAGCAACUACAGCAACAACGACAUCGGACUCAAGCGAGCAAAUUGUUUUGCCACCACUUUUAUCCUCGCACGAAUUUCAAGAACUACAGAAAAGCCUUCAGGCUCUUCACCAUCAGUCCAACUACACCCAACAACAGCGCAACUACUCCACCAUGAGCAAGGCCGUGUCCAUAGAUCAGUACGCACCACGCGAUCGCCUUGGCAUUUGGGGUCCUGGCGACAACGAAAUCGUUGGCAGCAUUUCGGGCCUGGAGCGUUUAAGGAACAAGCGCUACAACAAGGGUCUCGCCUUCACGCAUGCGGAACGCCAGCAAUUGGGCAUUCACGGGCUGUUGCCGUACGUAGUGCGCACCGAUGAGGAGCAACUGGCGCAUGCCCGCGCCCUGCUGGACCGCCUGGAAACCGAUCUGAACAAGUACAUGUACCUGAUUAGUCUGUCGGAGCGGAAUGAGCGCUUGUUCUUCAAGCUGCUGGCAUCGGACAUCGCCCACAUGAUGCCGCUCGUCUACACGCCCACUGUGGGUCUGGCGUGCCAGAAGUUCAGUCUGAUCUUCCAGCGUCCAAAGGGCAUGUACAUCACCAUCAAGGACAAGGGCCACGUGUACAAUGUGCUGAAAAACUGGCCGGAAAUGGAUGUGCGCGCCAUUGUCGUGACAGACGGCGAGCGCAUUUUGGGAUUGGGCGAUCUGGGCGCCAAUGGCAUGGGCAUCCCUGUGGGCAAGUUGGCCCUAUACACUGCCCUGGCCGGCAUCAAGCCAAGCCAGUGCCUGCCCAUCACACUGGAUGUGGGAACGAAUACACAGUCUCUGUUGGACGAUCCCCUCUACAUAGGGCUGCGCCAGAAACGCCCCGUUGGCGAGCUCUACGACGAAUUCAUCGACGAAUUCAUGCGCGCAUGCGUGUCGCGCUUUGGCCAGAACUGUCUCAUUCAGUUCGAGGAUUUUGCCAACGCGAACGCUUUCAAGCUGUUGGCCAAAUACCGCAACGAUUACUGCACAUUCAACGAUGAUAUCCAGGGAACUGCCUCGGUGGCCGUCGGCGGAUUGUUGGCUUCGCUAAAGAUCAAGAAGACGCAGCUGAAGGACAACGUACUGCUGUUCCUGGGCGCAGGCGAGGCUGCUCUGGGCAUUGCCAAUUUGUGCGUUAUGGCCAUGAAGGCCGAGGGCCUAAGCGAUGACGAGGCCAAAUCCCGCAUCUGGAUGGUGGACAGCAAGGGCGUCAUCGUGCGUGACCGUCCAAAGGGUGGCUUAACGGAGCACAAAUUGCAAUUCGCUCAGGCCCACGACCCCAUCGAUACCCUGGAGCAGGCCGUGCGUCGUGUGCGUCCCAACGUUCUGAUCGGAGCUGCCGCCCAGGGCGGAGCCUUCAAUAAGGAGAUUCUGGAGCUGAUGGCUGAGAUCAAUGAGACGCCCAUCAUCUUCGCCCUGUCGAACCCCACCAGCAAGGCCGAGUGCACAGCCGAGGAAGCGUACACGCACACACAGGGCAGAUGUAUUUUCGCCUCGGGCUCCCCCUUCCCGCCCGUCACCUACAAUGGCCGCAAGUUCUACCCUGGCCAGGGCAACAACUCUUACAUAUUCCCUGGUGUCGCUCUGGGAGUUCUCUGCGCCGGCAUGCUGACCAUACCCGAGGAGGUAUUCCUCGUAGCCGCCGAGCGUCUGGCCGAGCUGGUGUCCAAGGAGGAUCUCAACAAGGGCAGUCUGUACCCACCUCUGACCUCGAUUGUCAACUGUUCGAUUGCUAUUGCCGAGAAGGUGUUGGAGUAUGCCUACAAAAAUGGUCUGGCCACUGUUCGUCCCGAGCCCGCUAACAAGGUGGCGUUCAUUAAGACGCAAAUGUACGAUCUCGACUAUCCCGGGGCUGUGCCCAAGACCUAUACCGUGUAAAUGAGCAGCUGCAGGAUUCAUGGUUCCUCUCUGGAACUAUUUUUGCCGUCGUCCUUUUUGUCACCCGUCGUCGUAGUAGUUGUCUAUCAUCACAGCGUUCGCCCAUUCCAUUCAACGUUCUCUUCAAAUGCCUUUACGUAUCUCUGGUAUCCACAAAUAUUCGGCGAUAUUCCACGGGCACUGGCGGCACCUCGUAUGUUAUUUAAUUUAUAGCGUCGCACAUCUCUGUAGCAUAUAGCAAGAUUUUCAGAUCAACCCAUGCACCAAACCCCCCUCUAUAUGUUCGCUGCCCCAAGCUCACCAAAAUCUUUGAUAAUCGUUUCUUAACUUUGCUAAUUGGACCGACAAUUUUUACGAUGUUGAUAUGUAAAUGGGAUAUUAAUAUACUUACUAGCAGAUAUAUCUAUAUAUGGAAAAUCUAUGUGAACUUCUACACAAACUAAUCUAAGUACUGUGUAUAAAAUAAAGAAUAUGAAAUAAAAUUACCAAACCUA
Scaptodrosophila lebanonensis is the source of this 3033-nucleotide messenger RNA. It is a transcript of the gene Men, whose product is annotated as NADP-dependent malic enzyme. Gene Ontology annotation, cellular component: mitochondrion. Lineage: Eukaryota; Metazoa; Arthropoda; Insecta; Diptera; Drosophilidae. The record is from RefSeq and is a predicted model, not a curated record. Gene Ontology annotation, biological process: malate metabolic process; pyruvate metabolic process. Gene Ontology annotation, molecular function: malate dehydrogenase (decarboxylating) (NAD+) activity; NAD binding; malate dehydrogenase (decarboxylating) (NADP+) activity. The transcript is spliced from 4 exons. The coding region runs from base 77 to 2539 and encodes 820 amino acids.